Filobasidium floriforme is the source of this 2625-nucleotide messenger RNA. Its product is annotated as nuclear pore complex assembly-domain-containing protein. NCBI's taxonomy places the organism in Eukaryota, Fungi, Basidiomycota, Tremellomycetes, Filobasidiales, Filobasidiaceae. Bases 51 to 2492 code for a protein of 813 amino acids. The record is from RefSeq and is a predicted model, not a curated record. The transcript has 4 exons.
CACUUCCUUUAUUUCGUCUGCGUCUAGCCUGAACUCACCGACGAACGCCCAUGUCCGGAACAAGCGUCAAGGACCUGCUCGGAAUCGAAUUCGACGAUGUAGAGCUCGAUCUCGAUGUCAGGUUCCCAUGGGGUCCAGAAGUUCACCAAGCGGUCAAGGAAAGGAAGGACCAACGGCCUGACGGAAGAUUACUGAUUGACCUCUUGAUGAUGGAGCAGUUCGCUGAAGAUGACCUUCCUUACCCACCUCGAGACCACGGGAUGUUGAUCGAUUAUAUUACGACGUCAAUCGAACAGAAUCCUUCCGAGGACGACUGCUCCGUAUACUAUUUGUUACUGGACGUGGUCCACCAGGAGCAACAGACGGUCUCGUUUCAGGAUCGCUCGAAUCCGGCGGAACAGUACGCGCGGAGUCACUUCCUAGAUGAGGCUACCAUCAACCGUAUUCGAGGUUACUGGUGCCUAGACCACGACAUGAUCGAGGAGGGGAUGUAUCAUUUAUCCUUACCAUCCGAUCAGCUCGACCCGUACGCUCAAGAGAUCAUCCUCACGCUAUCGUCCGUGAAUACGAAUUCAGCCUCUGUAUGGCUGAAGCGAUACGUGGACUUUGUCAAACCGACCUUGUCUUCGACAAUACUGCGCGAUGCCUACGUACAAGCGCUCGUGGAGCAGGACUUCGCGAGAGCUUGGGAAUGGGUACGGAAUUGGGAGUUUGAGAACGAUCUCGAGAGUCAACGGGCCGAGCGAUCAGGCCUCGAGGAACAGCGUUUGGAUCUGGAGGACGGGACGGAGCAAGGGGCGGAGGCGGCUCGCCUGAGCAGGAUUACGGGCGAGCGUGAACGUUUACUUGUGGUGAUCCUCGACAAGAUGAUGAAGCCCCGUGCCAUGCGAAAAGCCUUCGAAUCCUUGACGACCUCUCCCAUCGAUACCUUUGAGGAAGACAUCUUGACCGCAUAUCUGCUGGAUCCCGCGACUGGCCUCUCACAGCAGUCGUUUGACGUCCUGCACGACCUGUUGACGACCAGGUUACUGUCGCAAGGUCGAUAUUCCAACGCAAUCGAUCUAGACGGCAGGGUCACCGAGCUGGUCAGAUCUAGUGAUAGAGAGGUCGUCAAUCCUCGUUUGAAACGAGAACGACGCCAGAUGGUGGACGACAUGGUCAGCCUGCUACCACGAGUGCAACGCGAUCUGUUGGCUGCGGAGAAGACAUUCAAGGACGAUGCCGAACAGGACGAAGGCAAGAUGGCUUGGGCUACUACUUCAAGCAUCAGGACGAGCGUUCAAACGCAUGAGACAGCUACCGCGAUGUCAGUCCGGGCAUCGAAAAGGGUAGUCUCCCUCUCAGGACUCAUCGCAGCAUCACCAAAUCGGUCAGGUAACACCGCAAACGACUUGUACCAGGCCAUCUUGCAGAAUCAGGCCAAUACCAUGAGGGCACUGGAAGCCCAUCCUGCUCCUCCAAGUCCGGCAAACAAGGCUCAUAUGGCCGUGCCGGCGCAUCGAUCACCUCGUCCAAUCAGCCAGCAGCGAGCGCAGAGCCCGUUUUCAAGCCCGGUUAAGUUGCCUAGGAAUGUCGGAUCUCGACCAAAUGCCCUGGCGGCAUCUUCACGGCCGUCUUUCCGCUCACCUCUUUUUGCUCCAUUGGAGCCUACGGAGAGCCAGGCCGUUGCAUCAGUGGCUGACGGCGAUGGUGAUGCCGAAACUACGCCGGUUCCUUUGCGAAGGCAAUCGCCCAGGCGUGGUGCUCGACCCAUCGCUAUUGAGCGAGCGGCUUCAAUGGAGAUUGAUGAACCGGUACGAGCGCCGGAGAUGGAUGCAGAUGUUGAUGACCGGUCAUCGAGACCAUCGUCACCCCAGCCGGAAGAGACGCCUGUCAAGCCCAAGAGAGCUAGGAAGACGCAUGGUGACCUAAACGCCAGUCAAGGUCCAUCUGGACCCCGGUAUGAGACGCGUAAACGCCAGGCAUCGGUCGUAAGCAGUCGUGAAGGAACGGCCGAGCCAACUCCGGCUGUUGAGGUUCCGCCAAUACCAAAGGCAGCGAAGCGGACGCGAGCCAAGCAAGUGCCUUCCGUCGAACCGAUUGUCGAGAUCUUGACCACCACGCCUCCUCGACGAACGAGAAAGAAGACAGCGUCGGCGGUUCCGGAAGAGCCUGAAGAGUCACGCGAGCUCGACCCAGCUCCGGCGGCCAAACGUGCUCGUCGAACAGCUGCGACUCCCACGCAGAAGAGUGCACCGCCGCCUGUAAAACGGACGGCCAGGCAGACAAGGAGCCAGAGCGUGAUGAGCGAGGCGACCACCGAGGCGGGAGACGAAUCGAGCCAAGCUCGAGCGCUGAGACGGAGUGGAAGGCUGUCGUCGGUCGUACCUGUAUCGCCCGACAAAAGCGAGGCCGGUGGGGUCCGAACGAGACGUGGGGCCAGUCGACAGCCGUCCGAAACCCCUGCAAAGGCAGAAACGGCACGACCACGACGGGCUGCCACCAGGAAGUGAUAUGGCAGCUGCAAUCGUUGCACCAGGACUCAAUUGUACAGGCGUAUUCGUGCUAGGAUUGUUACAUGUGGUUACAUAUCGACCCUCUUGUGUAUCGUUUUCCUGAUCAUAUCUAUACCCUAGGGUACACCGC